Dentiscutata erythropus is the source of this 192-nucleotide messenger RNA. NCBI's taxonomy places the organism in Eukaryota, Fungi, Glomeromycota, Glomeromycetes, Diversisporales, Gigasporaceae. The record is from the annotation of a GenBank genome assembly.
AUGGAAUUUGCACUUCCACAACUUAAAAAAAAUUUAAAAGAACACAACAACAAUAGAAAAGAAAUUAAGAUAAAGAGUUCAGAAUACAAUAAGAGGCAAAUUAUAGCUAAGCAAGUUGACAAUACAAAUAAAAUUAAAUUAGAACCAGUUUUUAUAGAAGUACAACCAACAUUUACUAUUAACACACCCUAA